Wasmannia auropunctata (little fire ant) is the source of this 1082-nucleotide messenger RNA. RefSeq lists its product as uncharacterized. The transcript is spliced from 4 exons. NCBI's taxonomy places the organism in Eukaryota, Metazoa, Arthropoda, Insecta, Hymenoptera, Formicidae. The coding region runs from base 88 to 831 and encodes 247 amino acids. The record is from RefSeq and is a predicted model, not a curated record.
UAUAAAACGGCGCAAUUAAUAUCGCUUGUCAGUCAGCCGAUUUUUAGUGUAAAUUCGAACGACACCUGGUGAUAUCAAUAAACAAUCAUGAGGAUCACCGUCGCAUUGUCCUUUUUGGCUGCACUUUGUACCGUCGGGGCUAUUCCAACGUCGACCGAUUUGGAAAUUCUGAGGCUUCGAGUGAGGGACAUGAAAUGGAAUGUGGAGACUGUUAUACGUCAACUUCAACUACUCCGUGUCCAGACCGAGGAUGAUACCCUUCGGCAAGUCUCGUUAAAAUGGGAUGAAGAACAAGAUAGUCAUAGAACAUAUAAAACUUUAUUACUUUCUGGGAUACGCAGUGAAAUAGAUGCUGCUAAGGCGGAGGGUAGAAAUGUGGACUCAUGCUAUCAAGAGGCCAUUGAUGGUAUCGAAAAUAACGAGAAAGUAGCAUACGAUGACGCUUCAAAAUGCGAGGACGCCGCUCGAAAUUCCAUCCAUAACAACCUUGGCUUUAUCGACAGUCUCAUCUUGACCGGAAACACGCUGUCGAUGGAGUGCGACAAUAUCUUUUUGAAUUGUCACGACAGCGACAUUUAUAGGAUGCAGAGCUGCAUCAUCGGCGAAUUGGCGAGAGCAGAAGGAGCUCUGAGGACUUUGGAGGGUGAUAGCAUUAACGCAGAGAUCACCAUUGCACCCGUGUCCAAGAAUGUCAUUAUGCAGGCCGGCAAUUGUAUUAAACAGGCUUAUUCCAUCACAUAUUCGGCGGGGGUGAUGAUCAGAAUGAGAGUCACUCAAUGCAUCCAAUUACAAACGACCACGACAACAAAUUUGGCACCAGAAAUCCCAUAAUUUUAAGACUAUUUCAUUUACUAAUCCCGUUAUACGUUAUUAAAAGUGAUUUUCGACAGGAAUCAUAAGACGUCCCAGGAUUGUGAUUUCAAAGAAAAGCAUCACGAUAUUACACGAUAUUUUAUUGUACUGAAUGUAAAACUAGCAUAGUUAGUAGUACGUGCUCCGAAUUCAGUGCCACACGGUAUUUUUCGAAAGAGUAACUUUGUAUGUAAUAUGAAAAAAAAAUUAAAAUACCAGUAAAACAAGAA